AUGAAAUACUCCUGCAGUUAUUACGAGAGUUGUAUCUCCACCCUUGGAGACGCUGAAGUCGCAAUGCUUGAGCUAUAUGUCGUAAGAGCGGAUAUCAAAGACGGUAUGAAUAUCAUGGAUCUUGGCUGUGGCUGGGGCUCUGCGGUGCUCUUCCUCGCAGAGCGAUUCCCGAGCUCUACAGUUACGGGUUUCUCAAACUCCGAGGCACAAACGCAAUUCAUUCUGGAGACUGCAGAAAAAAAGGGACUUGCAAAUGUCAGCGUCAUUAUUGGGGAUGUUUUUAGCUACGAGUUCGAGAUGGAGAGCUAUGAUCUCGUUAUUUCCGUCGAACUUUUUGAGCACAUGAAGAAUUACGGACUGCUUAUGGAAAAGCUAGCACGCACACUCACGGCGAAGGGGAAUCUCUUUGUGCAUAUCUUUGUCCACCGAACUACGCCAUACAACUUCACAGAUGGCUGGAUGGCCACACACUUCUUCACCGGCGGAACAAUGCCCUCUGCAGACCUGUUGCUCUAUUUCCAAAAGGAUUUGCAGAUAAAGAGGCAGUGGUGGAUAAACGGCAAGCACUACAGCAAGACUUGCGAGGAUUGGCUGCUGUCGAUGACAAAAAAACAGGGAAGAAAUAUGGCCGUGUCUUGUGCAGACAUAUGGAGCAGAUGCCCAGGCGUGGUUCAACCGUUGGCAACUAUAUUUUAUGGCGUCAUCGGAGAUGUUUAG
Molecule: messenger RNA, 717 nt
Organism: Akanthomyces muscarius
Lineage: Eukaryota; Fungi; Ascomycota; Sordariomycetes; Hypocreales; Cordycipitaceae
Exons: 4
Coding region: 1-717 (238 amino acids)
Source: RefSeq, a predicted model, not a curated record